This is a messenger RNA of Rattus rattus (black rat), 3050 nucleotides long. Its product is annotated as heparan-sulfate 6-O-sulfotransferase 3-like. The record is from RefSeq and is a predicted model, not a curated record. Lineage: Eukaryota; Metazoa; Chordata; Mammalia; Rodentia; Muridae. Gene Ontology annotation, molecular function: heparan sulfate 6-sulfotransferase activity. Bases 1986 to 2708 code for a protein of 240 amino acids. Gene Ontology annotation, cellular component: membrane. The transcript is spliced from 2 exons.
AUAGGUGCACAAACACAAGCGCUGUACUGAAAGUCCAGAGCAAGAUGGCGGUGCCUUUCACUGGUUAACAGAAGCUGGCUGAUUGGGCUAAGGGGAUGAUCGAGAAAAGCCCGGAAUCCGUUUGCUUCCGGCUUCAGAACCUUUUACGUUCCAACCAGUCCCACCUUUCGACUCUUGCCGCUAAUUCCUUUGGAUCUGCCCAAAAUUCCCUACCUAUGCUUACAUCCUGAAAUAUUUUGCCUAUUUUCAAAGUUUUGAGCGCUGUAAGAUCUUUGUUCCCAUUUGGAUUGAUUUCUGUGCAGAGUGAGAGGGAUGACUGUCUGUAGCCUUUGACUUCUCUGCACGGCUUGCCAAAGAGGCUGGCACUGAUGCUAACGUCCGUUCUGAUGCCCGUGUUAAAAUUUAGGUGGAACUAAAGAUGUAGGCUAUGUUUCUCCUCUGCGUGACGCACGUGGCACGCUGUUUUCAUUAACAUGGCUCUGUGGUGUAAUCUGAAGCUGGGUUGCGACACCUUCCUUGCUCUCUAUGUUCAACUUCUCUGUCAUCUAUGAUUUCAAAUACAUUUUUGGGGGCGUUUCCUAAACUUUGAAGAUUAUCACUGAAGUUUCGUUGGACAUUGCAUCGGAUUUUGGUAAUAUAGCAAUUUUCUCAUUAUUUCCGAUUUUUUUAUGUAUAAAAGAAUAUUGCUUACAUGCUAGCAAUCUUGUAAUUGUUUUGAGCUGUGUGGGAUUCAGCUAACAAAUGCUGAGGAGAAUUUAUAACGUUUAUAUGCAUAUUUAUUUAGAGGGCAUGUUUUAUGGCCCCUCGUGACAGCAAUUUUCAUAAAUAAUUCAUACAUUUCCUAAAAUUAAGGUGCAGUCUUGAGCUGUUUGGUUCAUUUUAAUCAAGUUCGUGCAAUCUAAAUCUCUCUCCCCUUACUGACUUUUUGUUUGCCUCAUCUCUCAAUGCCUCUGAGACCAUGGAAACCUCCUAAUGUUCGUGCAGAGACCCGUGUUUUCAUUGAGUCCUGGUAGAAUGUCAUUGUGCAGCUACAUUGUUGCAUUUCUUUCUCCAUUGAUCUUUAACUGGUAAAUUAGCAUCUGUAGCUUUGGGUAGAGGCCAUAUUUGUCCGUGUUCAUAGGUUUGAUUUCGUGGCAGCAUAUCUUCUACUCUUGAUGAUAUUUUGAGUUGAUAUUUGUAGAUGUAACUAUGGUCACCCUUUAAAAAUUCAUAUACGAACACUUAUGCACACAUACACCUAUCCACACUUGGGGGCCAGUACAUGAGAGACACUUGUAUAUUUGUGUGCAUUCAUUCAGAUUUUGAGACACUGGGCUAGAGUAUCUCAUUACAAUUUUAUUUCCCCUUUUCUCCUUUUUAGCGUGUCUCUUGCUGUUGUUGGUUUUUAAUUCUUCUCGUUUUUGCCUCCUCUUCCAAUACAACUUUAUAAUUAUAUUUGAAGUUCAUUAACUAUUUUUCUCAUAGUUACGGUGGAUUAUUUUGACAUUCAUACUGAACACAGCUUAAAGUUAGCCAUUAUUUUGUCUUCAUCUCAAAUGAUAUAAAAGAUAUUAUAGUGUUUUUUUCUUAGUUGUGGCGAUUCCCCUUCCCAACUUAGGUACUACUAUUUCCCAAACCCAUUCUCUUGUAAUUUCCUUAGGCCUUCACAGGACAGACCAUUUUGCACAUUCAUGUGUGUUUGUUUGUGUGCACCACACAUUUGCCAGUUUUUUUACUCAGAACCCAAUGCUACAUUUCAGCCCUUCCAUCUGGUCUAAUUUUCUUUCUUCCUGAAGCAUGUCCUUUAGAAUUUCAUUUAGGGAAAGUCUGUAUAUAAUAAAACUCCCAGACUCGCCAUUCUCAGGAUGUCCUUAGCUCGCCUCUGUUCUGGAAACUUAGUUUUACUUGUGCCGAUGGUUUCUAGGGUGGCAUUUUUCUUUCCCAGAGUACUGUACACUGUCUUCUGAUAGCCGCAUCAUCACUCUAUCGAACCAUCACUCAUCAAUAUGAUUUUCUGCUUGAAUUUCUACUACAUCACAAUGUUGCGGGACCCGGUGUCACGUUACCUGAGUGAAUGGAAACACGUUCAACGAGGGGCCACAUGGAAAACCUCUCUCCAUAUGUGUGAUGGAAGAAGCCCCACCCCAGAUGAGCUGCCUACCUGCUAUCCUGGGGAUGACUGGUCUGGGGUCAGCUUGCGGGAGUUCAUGGAUUGUAGCUACAACCUGGCUAACAACCGCCAAGUCCGCAUGCUGGCUGACCUCAGCCUAGUGGGCUGCUACAACUUGACUUUCAUGAAUGAAAGUGAGCGCAACACCAUCCUGCUGCAGAGUGCUAAGAACAACCUAAAGAACAUGGCCUUCUUUGGGCUCACUGAAUUCCAGAGGAAGACACAGUUUCUCUUUGAGAGGACAUUCAACUUGAAGUUCAUUUCUCCCUUCACACAGUUCAACAUCACACGGGCUUCCAAUGUGGACAUCAACGAUGGAGCCCGUCAGCACAUUGAGGAGUUGAAUUUCCUGGACAUGCAGCUUUAUGAGUAUGCAAAGGAUCUCUUUCAGCAACGCUACCACCACACCAAACAGCUAGAGCACCAGAGGGACCGACAAAAGAGGCGUGAGGAGCGGAGGCUGCAUCGAGAGCACAGAGCACAUCGGUGGCCCAAAGAGGAUAGGGCCAUCGAGGGGACUGUCACUGAGGACUACAACAGCCAGGUGGUUAGAUGGUGACCCUCUGCCUGCUCCUUUUUAUGAAGGGAGAUAAGCAGGCACCUCCUCCUUCUCUUGGAUUACUUGGAAGAGGUUGGGCCAUGAUGAGGACCCCUGGCUUUAUGUGACUUAAUUUAGACACCUGCUUCCUCUUUGUCUUCAUUUUCAAUCCAGCUGGAGAUUUCUCCUUCUUUUCUAGACAUUUUCUGAUCACUGGUAUUAGGUGGGGGUAAAUAUAUCUGACAGACCACUGUAGAGGGGGUCAGGAAAGAGGCUUCCAGAAGGAGAAAGCUUGUAGUAUCUUUGCCACUCCCAGUGGGUCAAUUUAGGAACCUGGAACCCACAGAAGCACACAGGAAACCA